Molecule: messenger RNA, 1121 nt
Organism: Chrysemys picta bellii (western painted turtle)
Lineage: Eukaryota; Metazoa; Chordata; Testudines; Emydidae
Source: RefSeq, a predicted model, not a curated record
CUUGCACCCAGACAGGGCCGGUGGCUGAGCUGAGAACCCAGCUCCGAGCCCAGAACGACCAGCUCAGCAUGGCGCUAACUCUCCUUCUGCCUCUGCUGGCCCCUCUCCUGAAUCUCCCCAGGCCGGUGACCCCUGCAGAUCCCCCGCCGGCCCCCACGCUCUCUCAGGACCCCGGAUAUGCAGUGUAUCUCCCAGGGGAGCGGGUUACCCUCACGUGUUCGGCUCCUGGGAGUGAGCAGGUUUCAGGAUACAGAUUCUUCUAUCAAGGGCAGCAAGAUCCCAGCGCAGUCCUACACCCGAAUAACAGCGCCCGGCUGGAGCUCGCAGCUGAGAAGGGAAAUGCUGGGAACUACACCUGUGCGUAUUGGAGACAGGAAUCCAAUCGAGAGAUCUCAUCUAGGAACAGCAGCUCCGUCUCCAUCCCAGUGACAGAUCCCCCUCCCCAGCCAGUGCUGAGGCUGGAUCCCCCUUCUGGAGCAGUGAGUGAAGGACUCCCCCUGCUCAUCACCUGCGCAGUCUCCAGAGAUGCCAGAGAGUGGAGAUUUCACUUCUACAAGGACGGAGUCGAGAUCGUCCCCAGGGACAUGGGGUCUGAGAUCAGCACCAUGGAGCCUGGUACCGGCUCUGUGAAUGUCUCUGUGCUCAGCAUCCUACAGGCCGGUCCCAACAAAGCCGGGAAAUUCACCUGCGGGUACGAGGAGAAUGUGAGCGGGAGGUGGAUCCCGUCCCCCAGGAGCCGGGCUGUGAACGUCACUGUGAAUGUCACCGGGACAGCCUCUUACAGUACCCGUGAUAUUCUGCUGACAACAGGUGGCCUCUUGCUUCUGGUUGGAGCCAUUGCUGCUCUCAUCUGUUACUGCAGGAGGAAGGAAAGAGGUGAGUGAAAGGGGGAGACGCACUGUGAUCGCCCAUCUGCUCCCUCGAUAUGGUCUUGCCAAUAACUAUUCUGUAGUGAUCAGCGUAAAUAGUUUUAAACUAUUAACAACCGCAAAGCAACGGGCCAUGGUGUGGGUAUGGAAACCAAAUCUGAAAUAUGCCUGGCAAAUGAGGUAUGUACCUUUCAAUGAGCAGGCAGUGUUUACAAAGAAGAUAGAGAUGUAAAAAUAUUUAUGGGUUUUCAA